Kuraishia capsulata CBS 1993 is the source of this 2538-nucleotide messenger RNA. RefSeq lists its product as uncharacterized. Gene Ontology annotation, molecular function: protein binding. The coding region runs from base 1 to 2538 and encodes 845 amino acids. The record is from RefSeq and is a predicted model, not a curated record. NCBI's taxonomy places the organism in Eukaryota, Fungi, Ascomycota, Pichiomycetes, Pichiales, Pichiaceae. The transcript has a single exon.
AUGCUUCACUCUAGAGGAAGUGUGGCGAAUAUUUUGGCCGGUGCCUCCUCGUUCAUCGCGAAGGGAGCCAGGCUCAAAUCGUCGAUGGCCAAACAAGGCCGCAUCUCCAACAGAUCCUUUCCAUCUCCCAAGGCUGAGCUUUCAAGACCAAGAAUCGGCCGUCCAUCCCCAAGGAUAUCUCGUUCGAAGUUUGCUUCUCAAACACCAGAGGAACAGAGCGUGGUGGCCGAGUUCGAAACUCGCAUACGAGACAAGCUAGACCAGGACGGCACCAGCGUGGAUGAUGCUUUCAUCAAAAACAUUGCACAGGAGUGGGCGGCGAAUUUUCCAAAGGGCAAGCUGAUGGAGAGAGAAGAGCUACAGAAGGAUGAAACUAAAGAAUCUUUGAUUGAAUUUGUUGACUGGGUGAUACAAGAUGCACAAAAAACGCUCCAUGACACCAGGGAAACUGGAUCGUUGGAUGACGAUUUUCCUUCUGAUCCUGACUCCGAGGAUUUGGAACAUGUAAUGAGUGAGAUGGCAGAGCUUUACCGCACCAAUGGGCUGGAAAUGCUCAUACCAACGUUGAAGACACUCCACGAUGAUCCACAGAGCACCAUUCAGACCAUAGCCCUUCCCAAGCUGGCCGAACUCUUCAAUAUCGCAACCCAACUUGAGGACCCAGCCAAGAAGACCGAAGCUAUAUUUUUAGCUGGUGAGAUUUUGUACACCACGCCAAGAUUGCGUGCCGAUCCCAUCAACGAGUCCUUCUACAUCGAUUCCCUGAUAAAGAACAAAAAGUACUCGAAAGCCGAAUAUUUGUGGAACUCGCGGAAAGAUAAGCCAGACGUAUCAGAAUUCAGAUUCUGGUCUGAUAUCGGAAUCAAGAUCAACAUCAAUAAGCUGAACUUAGGCGGUGCUGAAGAGCUUGCAUCUGAGUGUUCCCAACGAUUUGGUUACGUUCAUCCAAGUAUAAUGCAGUUAUUCAUUCUGGUGUACUUGCGGAUGAAACAGCCAGAACAGGCAUUGGAUUGGUGGAAGCGAAUGAAGGAGUUGAUCAAGAAGGGAGGGGUGGUCAAACAUGUAUCAGAGUUGAACGUUGGAAUGACAGACAACCCUGGUCUCAUCUACGAAUAUCUUGAAAAGGAGGAACAGCCAACGUACUCAGAUGUGGUGACAAUUGCUAAUGCGUUUAUAGACUCUGGGGAGUUCGAACGUGCCAUCAGCGUGAUCAACACUUUGAUGUUCCAGGACAGCAGUCUUGCCAUAGAUGCAGUUGUCAGGAUGGUGAGGACACAGCUAUCUUACCCGACCAAAGAGCUUCUUCUCACGUAUUUGGAGAAGACGCCCUCGAGAAAGCUGGUUCCUUUCGCCAAAUCGCGACUAUCGAAGGUGAUAGUUGAUUCUAGAGAAAUACCAGAUGUGAACAGGGAACACCCGGUGUUCCUCCACAAGGUGCUCAACGAGCUCACCAAAUUGAAGACACCACAGGCUCAAGAAAUGCUGGUCAAAUUGGGAGAAGGCAAGAUUUCCAGCUCAGCAGACUAUUGUAUGCUAUUGAGAGUUCUUCUGAAGGCCAAAUCAAGAACCACCCUAGCUGUUGCAGAUGAGCUAAUACAGCUAAUGAACGAGUCAUUGAAGGCCACAAAUGAAGGCCAAACCUCCAACAUGAUCCCCCCAGCAAAUGCACAUAUGUAUACUAUCUUGGUUCAACAUCUAGCUCGUCGCAAGCAGAACACCAUUCCACAGAUUGAAGAGCUCAUGAAAAUAAUGGAGAAAGAAGGAAUCGAACAGAACGCUCACUUAGCCAACCAAAUCGUCCAUGCUUAUUGGAGAAGAAAGAUGUACCAACCACUUUUUGCAUACGCAACUUCAUGUCUGGAAAAUGAUAAAUUGGAGCUCACCGAGCUGUUCUAUCUCACUCUUUUCAGAGUUCAUUACAAGUGCCUGCGCUCAGCACAUACCAAGAAGGAAAUUGACGAUGAAAAGAAUGCCGUUCGCGAGUUAUUUGUGAAUUUCGUGAAACAGUCUCAUCUGUUUCCCGAAGCAGCCUCUUUUGAAGCUGCAAUUCCUGCUUUUCUGGUAUCUGGCGAUUUUGCUGGGGCAUGUGCGGCUCUUGAAUACAUGGGAACCGUAACUAACGUUCCUCCUAGUCUGGAAUUGGUGGCCAGUGUUGCCCACCAUGUUUUGGGUGCAUGGAGAAAGACCAGUUAUCUUGCACUAAAAGAUAGUGAGAACAUACCAGACGAUAUCCAGAUUGAAGUGAAGGCCUUUUUCUCUCAGCUCGAUAAUCUUAUGACCCUCAUGUCCAAAAACAAUAGAGCGCAACUGCAAUGGAAGGCCCCAGUCGGAAUUCUGCUGAAAUACAAGGAUAUCUGCAACUAUCAGACGUAUCCUGGUAUCACAGUAACGCUCAAUGAAGAAGGCGUCCGAUCAAGCAAAAAUGCCUUCUACAAUGAUUUCAACGAUUACCGAGGUAUUCUGGGGUUGAAAGAAAUGAACGAUCUGCCUGAUUUGGAAGGGGAUUUCUCAUUGGAAGCCACCUCUCUGCACUUUUGA